UCAUUCUUCCAUUAAUUGAGGAACAUCAUCUUAAACUUUUCCCGCUGCAGCUGGUUCCACUCUUCUCCUGACAUUUCCUCCUACUGGUUAAUCUCCCCGUUAUUUCGCCUUAGUAUCCCCUUUUAUCAUUCUUCUCGCUAUGUGCUGAUCAUGACUUACUUACCCCGAAUCGGUAAUAUACCCUUAAUCCAAACGCGGAAAGCCCUGCUUCUCCUGGACUUUCAAAAUGAUUUUGUGCGCCCGUCGGGAGCUCUACAUGUUCCCAACACCGCCGAAUUUUUAGAAAGCUUGCCUCAGUUGGCGAGUGCGUUCCGUGGUACCGGCGAAGUGGUCUGGGUGCGAACGCAAUACGAGUCAUGUCGACCGCCUGUCGGACCCGAUGAGCAGGAGUAUAUCAUCCUAGGUACCGACACGGCUAAUAAGAGACCUCGUUCAGAGAAAUCUACGCGUCCCGGAAGUGUAGAGCCACAAGCCCCGGUCGACGAGGAGGCGUUUUUGUCGAGUGAAACAUCGAAAUGCUGUCGGCCGCAGACGCCGGGCGUGCAGUUCCCCGCGCCUAUUUUAGCCGCCAUCGAUGCUGAGUCGGAUACUUUGAUAGACAAAACCGACUACUCGGCAUUACAGGAUCCAGGGUUAAUUCUUUAUCUUCGCACACGCUUUGUUACAGAGCUGUACCUGUGCGGCUCUCUUUGUAACGCCUCAGUGUAUGCCACCGCCCUCGAUGCCGUCCGACACGGGUUCUCGGUUACCCUGAUCGAGGAUUGCUUGGGUUUUCGUAGCUUCCCUCGCCACGAGGAGGCGAUGCGACGCAUGGCCGACAUUUUUGGGGCCAGUGGUAUUACUACGGAGGAACUCUAUGAAGAGCUCGAUUGGCAGGAAACCGAUGCCAUCGCACGGAAAGGCGGUCCCAGACCCGUUCGGAAUGCUACCUCCUCGGGUAUUGAAAGGGUCAUGGAUGACCUGGACUUCAAGCUAACCACGCCCGCUAGAGUAGAAGAACCCGAACCAAUUCAGCAGGCGAGCCCGCCCCGUCUCGGCGCGGCCCUCGGGAAAGAUCCUCUGGAGGAUCAUGACGAUAUUUUGGCGUCAGUAGCUCGCACCCGCCACAGUCGUGCGGCGGCGCAUGCGCAAAAGCAGCGCGUGAAAACUCGUCGAACGCAGAGAGAGCCUAAAGGUGAAUCCACGUCGCGGGUUGAGAGUCGACGGAGCACAAAGUCUAAGCCGUCUCGCGACAUUCGCAAGCCAGGAGAUGCCAUCGGCGAAGGGGACUCACGCAUCAUCUAUGAUUUGGAGCUUCCGUCCAAUUCUUUUGAAAAGAUCCGCAAUGAGGUCGCCUGGCAAAAGAUGUACCACAUGUCUGGAGAGGUCCCGCGUUUGGUCGCCGUGCAAGGACAGGCCUUGUCGGAUGGCUCUAUUCCCAUUUAUCGUCAUCCAGCCGAUGAAUCGCCUCCAUUGCAGCCGUUCACGGCCACCGUGGACCGCGUGCGCAUGAUCGUGGAACGCAUUCUGCGGCAUCCUCUAAAUCAUGUCCUCAUUCAGCUCUAUCGCGACGGGCAAGACCGUAUUUCCGAGCAUUCGGACAAGACUCUCGAUAUUGUCCGCGGGUCAUCGAUUUGUAAUGUCAGCCUCGGCGCCCAGCGAGUGAUGGUCCUCCGUAGCAAAUCCCAUGAGGGUGAAGAGGGGGAGUCGAGUCGAGCAACGCAACGCGUACCGAUGCCGCACGAGUCCCUUUUCAUCUUGGGUGAGAAGACUAAUAUGCGGUGGCUUCAUGGCAUUCGUCCCGACAAACGUGCGGACAACGAGAAGUCCAUGGACGAGCGGGCUUAUAAUGGUGAGCGGAUAUCGCUCACCUUCCGCCACAUUGGCACCUUCCUGAACCCCACCGGUGACACGAUCUGGGGCCAAGGAGCCGUGUCGAAAAGUCAGGACCAGGCCAAUGCUGUGAUCCACGGUAAUCCCGCGGAGACGGAGCGACUCAUCCGGGCAUUUGGCGAAGAGAACCGUGCGGUUGAUUUUGACUGGGAUGCUGUUUACGGCGGGGGAUUCGAUGGGGUUAACUUUGUCACCUCAUCGACGAACAAGCUCGUGGUAGGCCCAGAUGCUGUGGCCAAUCUGCGAGUGUUGCUCUGUUUGAGCGAGCACGGUAUUCGAUAUAAUCUGGAAACUCCUGACAGCGGGAAGGAUGCUGGACCAGUAUUAUACGUCGAUACGGACGGUACCAAGGUCGCUGGCGACAUUAAUAUUAUGACUCAUGUAGCACGCCGUUCUACAGAGCUGAACCGACCGGGAGUAGAACCGUUGCAUGGGGGUGAUCGGCUUGCGGAGAUUGACGAACUCUUGAAGAGCUGGCGAGAGAAUCAGGAAGAUGAUGAGGACAAUUUGAGAGCGUUGGAUACAUGGGAGCGGGCCUUGGUUGGACAGUCUUAUUUGAAUGGGCCCGCCUUUGGACUGGACGACUGUUCGCUCUGGCCAGUUUUGAAAGAAAUUGUAGAGGCCCGUGGGCCAUUCUCAAUGAAGGCGUAUCGCAACUUGGCUCAGUAUUAUCAGCGGGUCGAGAAUCGCGGCUUCGUCAGAAAGUCUCUGGAGGAAUUGAAAUGAUUUUGGUUUGCACAUUGGCUUCAGGUCUAUUUACACGAUAUGAUGUUAUGAUGGCCAUGGUUUACCUAUAAUGCCGACGGAUCUGGGAUCUGUCUUGACCCAAAUUGUCAUUUGAACGCGUGGGUAUCGAGAACUAUAUACAUAAUGUGCACUAGCAUACUACAUGCCAAUACACUAUUUCGACACAAAACACCUCUAUCAUUAGGUGGUCGCUAUCUCUACAGACAGUCGCCCGGGAAAUCAGUACUUGUCAAGACAUCCUUCAGUGCGACACCGCUGCACACCACCGCUUUCAGAAAAGCAUCCGCCAC
Molecule: messenger RNA, 2909 nt
Organism: Aspergillus alliaceus
Lineage: Eukaryota; Fungi; Ascomycota; Eurotiomycetes; Eurotiales; Aspergillaceae
Product: isochorismatase family protein family
Exons: 1
Coding region: 151-2598 (815 amino acids)
Biological process (GO): DNA alkylation repair; DNA repair
Cellular component (GO): nucleus
Molecular function (GO): dioxygenase activity
Source: RefSeq, a predicted model, not a curated record